Molecule: messenger RNA, 2403 nt
Organism: Symbiodinium sp. CCMP2592
Lineage: Eukaryota; Dinophyceae; Suessiales; Symbiodiniaceae
Source: the annotation of a GenBank genome assembly
AUGUCGCUCGAAAGAGCGCCGCGCCGCAAUGCGGUACCGGUAGUGCAUGUGACUGGCGGCCCCAGUCGGGUCGCCCGGACAGAUGGAAGAGCUUCUUGGCAACAGAUGCUGCAGAAGCUGGAACAGAUGCUGAAGCACGGCGGGCUGAAGCCCACCUGUGCCACGCUUACCAGCGCGAUCAGUGCUUGUGGAAAGGGCCACGAGUGGGAGUCGGCACUCAGCCUGCUCGCACAGAUGCCCACUCUGCGCCUUCAGCCCAACGUUUACAGCUUCUCGGCUGCCAUCUCCAGCUGCGAGAAGGGUGGGCAGUGGCAAAGGGCCGUGGCGCUCCUUGCAGAGAUGCCGGAGAGAAAGAUCGAAGCCAAUGUCUACAGCUUCAGCUCCACGCUGAGUGCUCUGGCUCAGUCCACAGAGCGACAGAAGGCCCUGAACUUGCUGGAGGAGAUGCCAGCACGAGGCAUCGAGCCCGUCAUCGUCAGCAUCAACGCCGCACUGGAUGCAUGCGGCAAGGAUGGCUGCUGGCAAGAAGCCCUGGCUUUGCUCCAUCGGGCGGAGCGAGACAGUCUUCAGCCUGCUGUGGUGAGCUACAGCGCAGCAAUCAAUGCAUGCGGAAAAAGCUCAGAGUGGGCGCUGGCAUUGGGUCUGUUUUCUGACAUGCGGACACUUGCCAUCUCACCCAAUACAAUCAGCUACAGUGCCGCCAUUAGCGCUUGUGAGAAGCAGUGGCAGAGUGCAUUGGCCCUCUGGGAGACACUCAAAUCCUCUCCGCAUGCUGAGGUGGACAUUGUGGGUUACAGCGCCGUGAUUUCUGCUUGCGCGAAGGGCUCGGAAUGGCCAUUGGCGCUGCAGCUUCUCGAUGAGAUGCGACAGGGAGAUCUCCAUCCGAACGUAAUAUGCUACAAUGCAGCUGCAAGCGCAUGCGGCAAUGCACAGAUGUGGGCGCAGGCGUUGCAACUCCUUGCUGCCAUGACGUGGUUUCGCGUGCUUCCCAGCGUUCGGAGCUACAACACAGUGAUCAGUGCUUGUGAUGGUGAGAGGUGGGAGCUUGCUACAGGCCUCUUCGCCCAAAUGCAAGACGAGAACUUGCAGCCCGACGUGGUGACCUACAACAGCAUCAUCGGCGUGUUUGAGAGGGCUGAUCACCAGUGGACGCACGCAGCUGCGCUGCUGGAGGAGAUGGCAGCCAGAGACGUUGAGCCGAGCACCACGACAUUCAACACGGCCAUGAAUGCCCAUUUCAAAGACGGGAACAACGUGGAAAGCGUCUUCGCGUUGCUCCAGUCGAUGCGGACCCGAAAGCUGCGCCCAGACGUCAUCAGCUUCAAUACGGCUAUCGGUGUGUGUGAGGCUGGCGGUCACUGGCAGCAGGCCUUUCAGCUCCUGGAAGACAUGAGGCAUUUGGACGUCGCGCCGGAUCUGGUGAGUUACAACUGCCUUUUCAAUGUCUGUUACGCGAGUCGCCAAUGGGAACGCGUGUUGGAGGUGGUACAGGACAUGGUUGCGCACGGAAUCGAUGGCUUCAGUGAAUGCCGCUACGACCAUCUCAGCCAGGCUGGCAGCUCUUUAGAUUGCUUCAAGCACGCCGUCCUGAUCUCAUUGUUGACGAGCUUUACGAAGGAGCCCGGACGCUUCACCUACAUCGACACCCAUGCGGGUCGAGGAGUGUAUGACUUGACCAUGGAUGGUGCACUGCAAGACAGCACCUUCGAGCACGGAAUCAAACUCCUGGACCGCGGGCCGCCGAAGAUGUGCUUCACUUUGACCCAAUACCUCGCACAGUUGCGCAGCUACAACGGGGUCGAACAAGGAGGACACCUGCGCCACUACUUGGGCUCUCCAGCCCUGGCUGCACGCUGGCUGAGACCCGGUGAUCAGGCCGUGUGCUUUGAGCUUGCCAGCACCAUGUACGAGGACUUGGCACAGUUCUUCAAUUCGGGCAUCGGCGGCAGCGUGAAGCUGAUUGCAGAAAAUUCUUAUUGGUGGCUGCUUCACCACAUGGAAGAGGACCAGCGGGGCAACGGGUUGAUCCUCAUGGAUCCCCCAUAUGAGCCGUACAACGAGUACACCGCUUGGAAUCUGUUCCUCCUGAGGCACUUGCAUGAAUUCUCCCGCUUCUGCGUUGCUGUGUGGUAUCCGUGCUUUACCCCCGACCAGAUGCAGAGUCUUUACGCGCAGCUCUACCAGUUGGAUGUUGGGGACCUUUUGGUGGCCGAAUUCCAGCUCCUGAAGCCGAGUGCGGCGUCAUUGACGAAGUCAGUGGUGGUGAUCCUCCGCCCUCCCGAGGGCAUGGACGCAACCCUGAAGCCCCUGCUGGCAGAACUGGGGCACCUGCUCCAAGGGCCUGGUGCGAGUGCAAGCAGCUCAGUCUUUUGGCUCUCGGAGUGGCGCGAGGAAUCCAAGUGA